Messenger RNA from Rodentolepis nana, 403 nucleotides. The record is from the annotation of a GenBank genome assembly. NCBI's taxonomy places the organism in Eukaryota, Metazoa, Platyhelminthes, Cestoda, Cyclophyllidea, Hymenolepididae.
CCUAUUCUACCCUCUCCUGAUCCAGUUUUGGCAGUCCGAGUUUAUUACCUCGCGAAACACCAUGACAAUGGUAUUCUUCUUUUCUGCGCCAACUUGGCACUUUUUACUUGUCAUCAUUUACCCCAAAACGAUACGCCAUAUAUCAAAUCUCCAAGUGGUCUUCGAAGUCCCGUCACACUUAGCACCGAUGGAAGUGAGAGCCUCUCCCGAAGGAAGUCCACCUCUCCUCCUUCCGGUUGCUGUGAAUCGACCAAUGCUCCUCCUCCACCGCCAUCUCCUCUUGUUUCUGGCAAGCUUGAUCCUGUGGCGUCUCCUGGGGGUGUCUCCUCCGUGUAAGUCACUUAGUGAAUCUCCCUUCCACAAUCAAUAUAAUCUCAUAUCACGUAGGUGGAGUUGUAUCUGA